Messenger RNA from Tyto alba (common barn owl), 2340 nucleotides. RefSeq names its product MAX dimerization protein MLX (gene MLX). Gene Ontology annotation, cellular component: nucleus. NCBI's taxonomy places the organism in Eukaryota, Metazoa, Chordata, Aves, Strigiformes, Tytonidae. Gene Ontology annotation, molecular function: DNA-binding transcription factor activity, RNA polymerase II-specific; RNA polymerase II cis-regulatory region sequence-specific DNA binding; protein dimerization activity. Gene Ontology annotation, biological process: regulation of transcription by RNA polymerase II. The record is from RefSeq and is a predicted model, not a curated record.
GGCGCGGGGGGGGGGCGGGGGCGGCUGCGCUUCCCGUCGGCCCCCGCGGCGGUCACAUGACCGAGGGCGGCCGGAAGAUGGAGGAGCCGCCCGGCGCCGCGGCCGAGGACUCGUGGGCGAAGGUGGACGCUGCCUACGGCGACAAUGGCCUGGACGCCGCGCUCUUCAUGGAAAACGCCAGGAAAGGGAGCAUAGUGUCACGAGCCAACAGCAUUGGCUCCACCAGCGCCUCUUCUGUCCCCAACACAGACGACGAGGACAGCGAUUAUCACCAGGAGUCCUACAAGGAGUCGUACAAGGACUGGCGCAGGCGGGCGCACACGCAGGCGGAGCAGAAGAGGCGAGACGCCAUCAAGAAAGGCUACGAUGACUUGCAGGCCAUCGUUCCUACCUGCGAGCAGCAGGAUUUCUCCAUAGGCUCCCAGAAGCUGAGCAAGGCCAUCGUCCUCCAGAAGACCAUUGACUACAUCCAGUUGCACAAGGAAAAGAAGAAGCAAGAGGAGGAAGUUUCUACCCUCAGGAAAGACGUGAUGGCGUUGAAGAUCAUGAAAGUGAACUACGAGCAGAUUGUGAAAGCUCAUCAGGACAACCCGAAUGAGGGGAAGGACCAGGUCUCCGAUGAGGUGAAGUUCAAUGUUUUCCAAGGCAUUAUGGAUUCCCUGUUCCAGUCCUUCAAUGCCUCCAUCUCCGUAACCAGUUUCCAGGAGCUCUCAGCGUGUGUCUUCAGCUGGAUUGAGGAGCACUGCAAGCCCCAGACGCUGCGGGACAUUGUGAUCGGGGUCCUGCAGCAACUGAAGAGUCAGCUGUACUGAGCCUUCCCCUGCAGCGCCGGCAGCUCUGGGGCACCCCCUGCCCAGGGGCCUGGGUGACGGGCGCCAGGAAGGGCUGGGCCGUCUCCCUCGUGGCUGUUUUUAAAGCUUCUCUGAAUUAAUUAUUUAUUGUAUUAACUACAAAACCAAAACGAGGCUGUGCAGACACCUCUGCUCCACAGGUACUGUCACAGUUGAUACUACCAAAUAUUUGUAGGCACUUGGCAAAGGAGGGGAAAAAGGUGUGUGUUGAGGAGAGGUCUUUUAGGGUGCCAGAGAGUCGUUAGCCCGGGCAGGCGUGGUGGGGGUCGCCUGCGCUCCCGACUCUGCGCUGUGGAGCGGAGCCGCUCUGUAACCUCAGGGCGCUGACACGAGCCCUUCUGAUCCCGGGGGAGGGGGAUGAAACACGAACGGCUGCUAAAAGCUGUUGGUUUCUGUUAAAACAGACUCGGAAUAGGCAGCUCCUGUAACCGUGGGUGGUCUGGGGGGGGCAGGGGUUCGGGUUGUGUAGGUGCGUUGGCAGAGCUGCCUGAAGGACGAGCCCGUCGCUGCCAGGGAGAUGCUCGGGCAGCCGCGACCUCCCUGGUGCGGAGCCGGCGGCGCCGUGACCUCUGCUGCUGCCCUGGCAGGGAGACAGGAGGGAGCUUUCACCCGCUCACGCUGGUGAGCGCCCCGACGUGUCUGGCUUCACCCGUCAUCAGGUUCUGACGUGGCUGUGCUGAACAGGGCAGCGGUUCAGCAGCUGUGACAGCGCUGCCACAAGCUCUCGCGGCUCCUCCUUAGAACUUAGACGCACACAUAGACAUAAGCAGCCUUGAUUGGAUUUGAUUUUUGUUUUUGUGAAUCACUGAAAUCAUACUGAGGUAUUACCAGUGUCAGCUUCGCAGACGUGCUCUCUGGGACACUUGUUAACCUGUCACAGGCCGCUGCUGUCAUCGCCGUGUGGGGCAGCCGCUGCCCAAGUGAUUGUACCGGGGCCCCUCCGGCGCGGUGACACCAGCAGCGGGAUUUGUUCUUUGUAAUCACAGCUGUGCUCCCACACCAGGGCAGUCGAUAUUGAUUUUACAGUUUUUCCACUGUUGAGGAGGUAGCACUUGGCUCCAGGUUACGUAGUUUGAGCGCUGCAGCAGGAGAAUGUUUAAGCUAGUGCUUCUACCCACAGUUAGUAGCAGAGAACUUGCUCAGAUGGUUGAUUUUUAUACAAAAUUAGUCUUCAAUCCCCACACUGGGGUGCCCUUUCUGCUGCACUGCAGCGGAGGCCCCGGAGCCAAACCCUGCAGUGACGCAGGGGCGGCUGUGCCUCAGCGGGACGCUGCUGCUUCGUGGUGACACAAAUCCCUCUCCCAGGUGAGCGGGGGGGGGGUCAGGGCUCCGUGGCUGAACGAGGGGCACAUGCUGAACCCCUGGAGCUGCACUGCUGGAAGCUGCCUCCUGCCUUGGGAAGAUGUGGAGUUUUACAGACCUCACACGUGAAAGCAAUGUAUUUUUCUAUUGUGAAAAGUAAUUACAUAAAUUUUGCUGAAUGUUUUAA